AUGCAGGUGGAGAUGAUGAAGUCCUGCGUCUUCCUCCUUCUGGCCGCGCUGCACCUUCCGGGGUGCACAGGGAUCCCCGUGCACAACGCCGAGCUGCAGUCGGCGGCGAGCCGCGGCCUGGGGGCGGCUCUGGCGGAGGUCAACUCCGUGUACGCCGCCAGCCGCCUCUACAGGGCGACCCGGGCGUCCGUGUCAAAGGUGAUUCCCGUGGGCCUGAACACCGUCGACCUGCUGAUGAAAUUCACCAUCAAGGAGACGGAGUGCGCGACAGGCUCGGGAAACGACCCUCAGGCGUGUGCUUUCAGGCCCGGCUUCUUCGUGCCCUCCUUCUCCUGCUCCGCCCGGGUCCGGGUGACGGCGCCCUCGGCCCAGGUGGUCUCCCUCAGGUGUGGCCGAGACAGCAGCUCCAGCAGCUCGGAGUCCAGCGAGGAGGUGGGGACUGUUUGA
Messenger RNA from Salarias fasciatus (jewelled blenny), 447 nucleotides. Its product is annotated as secreted phosphoprotein 24-like. Gene Ontology annotation, biological process: bone remodeling. The coding region runs from base 1 to 447 and encodes 148 amino acids. NCBI's taxonomy places the organism in Eukaryota, Metazoa, Chordata, Actinopteri, Blenniiformes, Blenniidae. The transcript is spliced from 4 exons. Gene Ontology annotation, cellular component: extracellular region. The record is from RefSeq and is a predicted model, not a curated record.